CACUUCAGCCUCAACAACUCAUCAUCAACACAAUUCAAGAAGUUCAUCAGCAUCCUCAAGAUCUUCUGGUUCAACUUCAUUACCAACUUCAACUUUAAAUCAAAACCUACCUCAUCUCUAUGCUCCUCUCUUUAUCAAUUCAGAUCCAUCUCAAUCAAAUUCAAUCAUGGCUUUCAUCAGAAGACAUAUCAUCCCAUUCACUUUUCGUAAAACAUUCUUACUUUUAACAAUACCGAUGAUGAUAAUCUUUUUUAUUUAUUAUCCAAAUCGAUCUUCAAAUCAAAACAUUAAUCAAGAAUUUCAAACUUCAGAUUCAUUACUUUCCACUUCAAAACAUCCAGUUUGUAUCGCACCACCAGGUAAAUCUAAUGAACAAUUCGCUCUAAUGAUCGAUGCAGGUUCAACAGGUUCAAGAAUUCAUGUUUAUCGUUUCUCAAGAUGUUUACCAACUUCAGAUCAAUCUAAUUCAUUACCUAGAUUGAUAGAUGAAAAGUUUAUCAAAACUCAACCUGGACUUUCUUCAUUUGCUAGAUCACCUAAACAAGCCGCUCGAUCUUUAAAAGUCUUGUUAGAUGAAGCCAUCAAAAGCGUACCAGAAAAAGAUAGAGCUUGUACACCUCUUUCGGUUCGUGCUACUGCUGGUUUAAGAUUAUUAGGUGAAGCUCAAAGUUCUGCUAUUAUAAAUGAAGUGGAAAGGUAUUUGAGAGAUGAGUGGCCAUUUAGUGUGGCUAAAGAUGCGGUUAGUAUUAUGGAUGGUUCUGCUGAAGGUGUUUAUGCUUGGGUGACUAUCAAUUAUCUAUUGAAACGAAUUGGACCUCAAACGACAGUUCAGAAAAACCUUGACACUAGCACUGCAGCUGUCCUAGAUCUAGGAGGAGCAUCUACUCAAAUCGUUUUUGAACCACUUCAAGUAGACAAACAAGCUAUCUUAGAACCAGGAGAUCAUGUUUAUGAUUUAAAAUUCGGUGGAAGAAAUCAUGCACUUUAUCAACAUUCUCAUUUAGGUUAUGGAUUAAUGGAAGCACGUAGAUCGAUUCAUAACUUAGUUGCAUUUAAUCAACGUUGGAGAUCACAACAUUCAAAACAUUCGAGUGAUCAAGUUUUAGAAAUCUUCAGUCCUUGUUUAGUGAAAGAUGGUAGAAAAAAAGUGGAAUUAGAACCCGAUCAAUUAAUCGAAAUCGUAGGUACUGGAGCAGGAUUUAAUGCCUGUAGAAGGUUAGUGGAAAUAGUCAUGGAUAAGGAUGAAACUUGUAAGUUGAAACCUUGUGCUUUUGGAGGAGUUUAUCAACCUCGAUUAGAAGAUAGUUUUAAAACCGGACCUAUUUAUGCAUUAUCAUAUUUUUAUGAUAGAAUUGAACCUUUAGGUUUGAAAUCUCCAUUUAAGUUACAUCAAUUAAAACAAUUAGCAGAAAGUGUUUGUAAAGGUAAACAAUCCAAUGGAAAAUGGAUUGUAUUAAAUGAAUUCAAACCCGCUAAUGAAGAAGAAGCCAUCAAAGAACUUGAAGAUCGACCUGAAUAUUGUUUAGAUUUGAGUUUUAUGUAUUCUCUUUUAAGUUUUGGAUAUGAAGUUAAAGAUGAUCGUGAGAUUGUGAUUAGUAAAAAGAUUGAUGGUGUAGAAUUGGGAUGGGCACUUGGUGCAGCGAUCGCCAUGAUAGAUGGAAAGGUUGAAUGCCGGGCUUGAUGUGUUGUCAUAGAUGAUGGCUAGGUAAUCAGUGCAGCAUCACUUAUCAAUCUUGUUCAUGAUUCUUUUUCUACUCAUCAUUAGAUGUUAUAUAUUUAGAGUCUUUUUCCAUCAUAGAAUUGGAAUGUUACUUAUUAUAAUUAGUAUAAGAAUUGAAUGGAAAUGUUCUAAUAGAAAUGAUGAAAAGCGUUGGUCAUGAGCUUGAUAUAGAUUAUAUUAUGUAUAAAUAGAACUUCAAUGAAGCAAUUUCAUUUC
This is a messenger RNA of Melampsora larici-populina 98AG31, 1936 nucleotides long. RefSeq lists its product as uncharacterized. NCBI's taxonomy places the organism in Eukaryota, Fungi, Basidiomycota, Pucciniomycetes, Pucciniales, Melampsoraceae. Gene Ontology annotation, cellular component: membrane; Golgi apparatus. The coding region runs from base 167 to 1681 and encodes 504 amino acids. Gene Ontology annotation, biological process: protein N-linked glycosylation; nucleoside diphosphate catabolic process. Gene Ontology annotation, molecular function: GDP phosphatase activity; UDP phosphatase activity. The transcript is spliced from 5 exons. The record is from RefSeq and is a predicted model, not a curated record.